CCAGCAAGCAUAAAGGAAGUAGAUUUAAAAGAGUUAAAGCACAGGACUGAGUGUGCACAGUGCUAGACGAGCGUCUCUUUGGGACCCUGAAGGAAACUAAUAUGGGCUGGAGUGACAGGUUCACUGUCUCACUUGACCCCGCUCUGAAAUACAGUGAGGGCUGUAGACUUGAUAGGCAUCCAUCCACCUCCAGCGAGCACACUUCUCCAGGCUUCCUUUUUGUGGCAGGAAUGGAGUUCAGGGUCAGUGCCAAGGGACGUGUACCAGGACGAUUUCUGAAUGGAGGCAUCUCCCAAGUAUGGACUCCUCCGAAGAUGCCGCCGGCGUUCUUCCUAAAGCGACGGAGGAAGAUCAGCCAGACCUGUGUUAAAGGCAGGGGACAGCUGAAGAUCUCCAUCCAUAUGCAAGGCAGAAACCUUAAACUUUAUGUCAUGGAAGCCAAAGGCCUAAUGGGAAAGGAGAAUCGGAUUUGUGACUCCUUUGUCAAGGUGUCCAUUGUGCCAGAUACAUCUCGGAAGUGCAGGCAAAAGACCAAGAUGGUUCUGGGCAGUAAAAACCCUAUCUUCCAUGAGCACUUUAUGUUCUCUUUGCAGGAGGAAGAUGAGCAAAAGCGUCUCCUGGUCACAGUCUGGAACCAACCAAAGGAUUCCAGGCAGAGCAGGCUCAUUGGCUGCAUGAGCUUUGGCGUGAAGACCCUGCUGGGUCCAGACAAGAAGAUUUGUGGCUGGUAUUACUUACUGGGAGAAGAUCUGGGCAGGACAAAGCACCUGAAGGUGGGCGCCCGGCGGCUACAGCAAGGCCAAGACCUGAUGCUGGCCAAGCCAGCUGCGUUACUGAGGGAGCAGCAGCAGCAAGAGGAGGACAUGCGGCAGGUCAAGAUUACAAUCCCACGUGGGAAGCAUGGGUUUGGCUUUACCAUCUGCUGUGACUCCCCUGUCCGGGUCCAAGCUGUUGAUUCUGGUGGCCCGGCAGAGAAGGCUGGCUUGCGGCAACUGGACACAGUCCUUCGGCUCAAUCAGCAGUCUGUGGAAGACUGGAAAUGUGUGGAACUGGCCCAUGAGAUUCGGAACUGUCCCCAGGAGAUCAUCCUGCUAGUUUGGCGCAUCGCCCCACAGGCCAAACCCAGCCUACGAGGGGUCAUCCGCCGUCCCUCUUGCAAAUCAUCGUAUGAUUCGCAGUGCUCCCCCACCGGGCGGGAGAAGAGCAGCACAGGGCGAUCACGGCCCCCUGAGCAUCGGCAGAGCUGCCACGUGUUGUAUGAUGGGAAUGAGGGUUUCACGCUUGAUGGCUGGGAGCGAUACACCGAGCUCGGGAAGGCUCCCCGGCAGCACACCAUGCCUCCGUCUUCCCGGCCUCCUUCCUCCGGUGGAGCAGACAAGAACUACAUUAUCCUGACCCCACUUAACCCAGGAGGCCAGCUUCUGAGGCAAGUCUACCAGGAGAACAAAGCUCCCGAAGGCAAUGUGUGCAAAGGAGAAUCUCAUGGCAAGAAAUCCCGGCUCAUGAAGACGGUGCAGACCAUAAAAGGCCAGGGAAGCAGCCCCCGGAGCUGCCCUCUGUCAGGGCCCCGCAUCCCGUACUCCAGUUACGGCACAUAUGUGACGCUCGCUCCCAAAGUGCUGGUCUUCCCCAUCUUUGUGCAGCCGCUGGACCUCUGCAGCCCAGCCCGGACCCUGAUCCUGUCAGAAGAGCUGCUUCUCCAUGAGGCGCGGAACAAACCGACCGAGGUGACCCUCUUUGUCUAUUCAGACUUACUGCUGUUCACCCAGGAAGAUGAGCCCGGACGAUGUAAUGUCUUUCGCAACCCCCUUUACCUGCGGGAUGUUCGGCUGCAAGAAGAUUCCUCCGAGGAUCUGAAAUUCUGCAUCCUUUAUCUGGCAGAGGAGUUGGAGUGUGUGCUCAGCCUGCAGGCUCACUCCAGCGAGCAGAAGACCAGGGUGUGCUGGUGUCUGAGUGAUAACAUCUUGAAACAGCAGCCACGAAUGACUCCGACAGCCCCCCCAGCUGAAAGCAAGAUGCUUGAGCCAGAAGCUGAGGAAUUAGGGGCAGUGCUGUCUGUGGAGGAGGAUAACAGCAGCCGCCUCACCUAUCCUGUGAGAGAGGACUCAGUAGUGGGGCUGACAGAGGAAGCUGUGGCAGACCUCCAGGGCAUCCCUAUGGAACAGGGGAAGCAGACAUCCCGCCUCGAGGGGAAGGAACGGGCCGUGCCCUGCAACAGCUCUGCUGCCUUUGCAGUCCCAACGCUGCAGGUGGACAGUACUUUUAGCCAAGACCUGACAUGCCUCACCAGCCUCAAGCUCAAUGGUCCAGUGGAAUUGGCCGAGGAUGAAGAGGAGGAGGAAGAGGAAGAGGAGGACAAUGAUGAGGCCUACCUGACCCAGUGGGAGAGGAAACGCUGCAGCUUGUUUGAAACAUCAGGGUGCAAGUCAGCUUGCAGCCUGAGCGUGCAGAACUCGCUGCGCCGUCGGACUCACAGCGAAAGCAGCCUCCUCCAGGAGCCCCGGGCUGGCCACUGCUUUGCCUCUGACACCAGCCUGAAUUAUGCCGAGGUGCAAGGCCCCACCCCUGGCUGGACCCUGCCAUCCCCCCAGACCCUCAAGAAACAGCUUACGAGGGAUGGGGGCUCCAUCCACCAACUCACCCUGCUCUUUGUUGGGAAUCGGAAGCGGCAGCAGCAGACGCCGGAUCCUGACGGUGUUUGUGACUCAGGAGCAGCCCACAAGAUGAACAAGGCGAUGGCCAAAGAUGUGAAGAACCGAUUGGGACUCUUUCGGAAGCGGAAUGAAGUCCCGGGGGGCCAGCCGGUGAGCAAGAUCGACAAAAUGGUGAAGCCUCUGAAGCCACCUCCUGAAGAAGCUCUCAAGUGGGGAGAUUCACUGGAAAAGCUGCUGCAGCAUAAAUACGGAGUGGCUGCCUUCCAGGCUUUCCUGCGCACCGAGUUCAGUGAGGAGAACCUGGAGUUCUGGCUGGCGUGCGAGGAGUAUAAGAACAUCAGGUCCCAGUCCAAGAUGAUAUCCAAAGCCAAGAAGAUUUUCACAGAAUAUGUUGCUGUCCAGUCCUGCAAGGAAGUCAACCUGGACUCCUAUACCCGGGAACACACCAAAGAGAACUUGCAAAACAUCAGCCGGGGCUGCUUUGACCUUGCCCAGAGACGGAUUUAUGGCUUGAUGGAGAAGGACUCCUACCCCCGCUUCCUGCGCUCAGAGCUGUACUUGGACCUCAUUAACCUGAAGAAGCCUAGCCUUUCACUGUAGACGGAGCUAGGUCUCUCCAGGGUAUUUCUGGGGAGCUGUAUGUUUACAAAUAAUUGUCUUUUUGGUUAAGGGAUUGUCUAGACAAACAAACCUGUCUUCCCACCUGAAGGGGCCUUGGGGUUAGAGAACUGAGCAGCCUACAACUCCUUCUUCCCACGAACCUGCUUUUUUCCCUGGUACGAUGAAGUCCCAGCAACCAAAGCAGCAAAGGAUUAGACGCUCCAACCCUCCACUGGAAAAUCCAGAGCUUUUCUCCCACCAGGCUGUUCUGGAGGUGGCACGGCUGUAGAUUCUUCCUGCACGCAGACCUGUGCUGGGACAAAUGUGGCUUUCAUGAAUGGGAUUGCCAAGACUGCUGCAUCUUCCUGAGGCCAGGAUAGACGGAGGUCACAUGCGGACUUUUUGGGGGGACAGUAGCAUCUUGGCAUGUCUCCUCUUGACAAAGAGCCCUUCUGAAUUGUCCUUCCCACUAACGUGGAAUUCUCCUGCUUCUCUUCAACGGCCUGAGAGGCAUAGUCCUUUCUAGGUUUAUUUAUUGAAGCCUUCUAGUGGGAUACUUGAUAGGCCGUGUCUGUGAGAGGUCUUCCUGCUGAGUUUCUUUUUUAAUUUAAGUGCAAUAUUAUUUUUUUAUUACUCCUACUGCUAUUAUUUGUCAGGCUCUGGUUUUCUCUCUGACCCUCGGAGUGUCCAGCAAAAUGAAUGCAAGUCAGUUCUCAGUGUCAUUUGGCCUUUAACAUCUGCUCCAGCAGCAGAGGUAUAAAAAAAAAGGAUACUGCAUCUUGUUGCAACAGUAGCAUACUUUGUAGAGAUAGAAGAAUAGCCGUAUGUUUCCUUGCCGUGUCAUAAAGGGAUGUGUGAGACAGGAAUGCAACUGGGUUUGUAUUCGUAUCCAUGUGACUGUUAAUAUUUGGGUCCAGAAAGGUUAAAUCUCCUCCAGGGAGACAUUUGGCCAAGUGCCUGGUUUACUUCUCAAGCCUAUCUCUGCAGUUUAAAAUAUUUCUGUUGGUUUUGUUUUUUUACUACAUCAUGUCUAUUUAGAAUAAAUAAAGAGACAAUGCAAGUUCA
This is a messenger RNA of Candoia aspera, 4319 nucleotides long. RefSeq names its product regulator of G protein signaling 3 (gene RGS3). NCBI's taxonomy places the organism in Eukaryota, Metazoa, Chordata, Lepidosauria, Squamata, Candoiidae. The record is from RefSeq and is a predicted model, not a curated record. Gene Ontology annotation, cellular component: nucleus; plasma membrane. The transcript has 23 exons. Gene Ontology annotation, molecular function: protein binding. Bases 102 to 3254 code for a protein of 1050 amino acids.